AUGCUGAAUCUCUCGCCGAGUAACAAUGGCAGCGGUACUAGGAUUUCCUACUGGGCCGAUGGACACACAAUUAUCGCUCUUCUCGAGGCAGGGGCUGAUCCUGUUACGACUGUCGAAGGGGAGAAUAUUCUAUCGCUGUGGCUGAACGGUGCACACCGGGCCUCGCCGUCUCCCGAGAGGUUCGACCAGGUUCUCAUCGCCAUUAUCAACCGGCUGCCAAACAUCAACACGAAAAUGGACUAUUAUGGUUUCGGUGUAUCCGAAAAGACGAUUCUACACAGGCUGGUCGAGGACCAGUUCUCGGACCCAAGCUAUGUCCGCCGCGUUUUGAGGAUAUUUCUAGACGCCGACAUUAACCGGCCGCUGAACAUUGACGGGCUGGAUAGCAGCGGAAGGACAUCCCUGCUGGCACUCCUAGACUGUAUAAACCGAUGGGAGCCCGUUCAAGACAACAUUCUGGAGACAGCCCGGGCCUUUAUAGAGGCAGGGGCUCGCUUAGAUUUCGUUUCUGCUAGCGGGGACUCAGCCCUAAGUUCUGUUAUUGACGCGGUCAAUUUUUCGCAAUCCCUUGAGGAAGGUCGGAUCACCGUAUCCAAUAUAGAGAAGGUGUUAACAUUGGAUCCAGGGGCAAAGUUGGUUGACCACCUCCCCGUGUCAGUGCUGGCGGAAGCUCUUUACCGCGGCCAUAUUCUGAUUGCAGCGGCCCUAUUGAGGCACAGAAUGAAGGAUUCCAUUAAUAGGGUUACUGGAAGUUCAACCUGGCUAGAAGGGGAUUUGUUCGACGACAAUCCACAUGCCCUCGCCACCGUUUCACAACAACUCGGCAAGCCCACAUUUAUCAGUGCUCGAGUCUCCGGCACGCACAGGCACGGCGCCAUCGGAACCCACAUCUCUGACCUGGCCUUCUGCGGUAUGGGGAGGACCCGUUUUUACGCAUGGAGCCGGAGUUUGGUAACGGCCUACCCGAUGCUUCCGCUCGCAGGUGUGAAACAAAGCUGCACAGGGAAGAACCACUGGGAAGAUGAAGAGGGGAAAGACACACUCUUUGAAUGGACCUGGACAGAACCACAGUCUGCCAGACCAGCAGAAACUGACGCUCCUUGCGAAUUUGCCAACCCCCUCAGGGAUCUCGAUCCCCUGCUCACGGCUAUGGAGAAACAACGAAAGUUCGAGCCCAUGGUCCUCAACCCGGGGUUUGACAGGCGGAGGGAUAUUGGGCGCUCACGGACAUCCUCGCUGCGAGGCCACUCCUGCCCUGGAACAGAGAGGCGCUGGUUGAGUGGACUUGAAGCAAUCAAGCGGCCGACAGUCAAGUACUAUGCCUACACCGUGCAAGAGCUCCAGACGACCGGAUGGCGGCGCGACUCUCUACCCGGCCUAAACACCGAUAUCACGGCCGAUCUAGCUUUCGAGAAACUCCAGGAUUAUGUUUUUUGCUCCGAUGGCGGUGGUUUGCCGGUGGGGGGGAGUCGGGUUCUGGAGAGAGUGGACGACGACACAGAAUCGCCCGACGAGUGGUGGCUGCAAGGAAUGCCUCGCCAUCAAGGGCGGGGGUAUUAUCCAUUAAUUUCACGUGCGCUCGACGAAAAGCUUGACUCUCUGGAGAGAUGGUACGCGAAGCCGAAAGACUUUGAUUUGGACACCGGCAUAGCCAUGGCCAAGCAGGCCAUCAUGUCUACCACAGGCGGGCAUCCACGCCGCGAAGAAUGGAUCGAGAAUCUUCGCGAGAAGUUCCAGCUGCAAGAUCUGCAGCGCCAUAUAGAUCUCCCUGAGGGGCUUGAUACGUGGUCUCAGGUAGAUCUACGAAGCAUUUACGAGCUGGAGAAGUCCAUCAAUGCACACAGGUAUGAUGCCUGGUCUGUCUCGGCUGGUUCUCCCCAUCGGUUCAGAUCAUUGACCUGCCUUGUCACACAUCUUGAAGCCCUGUACAAUCACACGGGCGAAAUGACUUUCCUGGAUGAGGCUGUAAGUACCGCGAGACAGGCGCUUGAGGAUAGUCUUGCAGAUGACUGGGAUAUGCUUGGAUUAUCCGACGAGGUGGACCGGUCACUCUAUCGGUCCAAUCUCGCUGCAUUACUUACGCUGCGGUAUAACCGAACAGCCGUUUCAGACUUGGAUCAAGCUAUAGAUAUGGCACGACAGUUCGUACGAGAAGUUGGCGCGCAGGACCAUUUCCGCGCGAAUUCCGUCUUGAGAAAGCUCGGUAUCAACCUUGAAAGACGAUACGAGCUGACGGGCCACAUCUCCUUUCUAAAUGAGGCUAUAGAAGUGGCGCAGCAGAUCUUGGAAGCCGAUCGAGAUGAGGAUGUAGACGAGGCAGACGCCCUACACGAUUUGCUAUCGAGGCUUUGGCGCCGAUAUCGCGCGGCUGGCAGUAGGUCCGACUGUGAAACGGCCUGGCAGUGUGCAACGCUCUUCCGGCACUCCAUGCUACGUGAAAUCAAGCCGCCUGCGACGGGAGGGUCGGCGAAGGACUCGGCAGAUUGUUCGACGGACGAUGCAACAGGGUAUUUAACAGAGGACUCGGCAGAGCUAGAGGGAAGCAGCACAGAAAGUGAUGAAUCUACAUCAGGGAGUAGAAAAUGA
This is a messenger RNA of Aspergillus puulaauensis, 2586 nucleotides long. RefSeq lists its product as uncharacterized. The record is from RefSeq and is a predicted model, not a curated record. The transcript has a single exon. The coding region runs from base 1 to 2586 and encodes 861 amino acids. Lineage: Eukaryota; Fungi; Ascomycota; Eurotiomycetes; Eurotiales; Aspergillaceae.